Molecule: messenger RNA, 2892 nt
Organism: Punica granatum (pomegranate)
Lineage: Eukaryota; Viridiplantae; Streptophyta; Magnoliopsida; Myrtales; Lythraceae
Source: RefSeq, a predicted model, not a curated record
CCUUUCAUUUCAUGGCCUCUCUCCUCUCUCCUCUCUCUCUCUCUGAUUUCGUUUCUUUUAAUAAUACAAUCAAUCGAUUCCCCCCUCGCAUUAAAUUCCAGAUUUUGCCGGUACCGCCCUGCACCAAUCUCUGCUCCAACGAUCGGAUCCAUCCCAUUUUCUUGAUAAAGACGACUAAUUUUAUGGACCCAAUUGCGUAAAUUGACUGAAGUUUCGAUCUUAAUCCUCGUCGGGUCAACGGUAGUUUCCUAAUUUCUUGGGUAAUUGCGGUAUUAUAAUCCGAUCGCUGAGUAAAAAGCUUAAUUAGGGAAAGAUUGGUUUAAUCCCUUUUUCUUUGCCCUUUAUCUUUUUGUGUGUCCGAAGAAAAAAGCUGGCCUCCAUUAAUGUCGGCGCCCCCAUUUCCUGCUCCCGUUUCUCCUUAAGAUUCCGGUCACGUGUUCUUGCUCGCUGAAACAAUCGUGGGCAGUCGGCGAAUUUUCCUGGACUUGUUUGAUUCUUGUUAUUGCCCAGCAAGAGAUCUCCUGGAGAAAGGAAGCGGGGAUCGGAGAUCUGGAGAUGCUUCAACAUUGGGUGUAAUAUAUUCAGUAAUCUAUGCUCAGGUUUCUGUUAGGUACUAGAGAUUGAAGGGAGUUCCCAGUGGAUCGUGUUAAGCAUUUUCGGUCAAGUAGCAGAUAUGGGUUCCGACGCGGGCACAACUAGCGUUAUUGCAAAAUUGAUGGGCCUCGAUGAUCUGCCAAAUCAACGUCCCAUUCAGAAACGGGGAAGAGUGCUUUCAGAGGAAUAUUUCCAAAGAGUUGCUUCUAUAGGAGUCCGAGAGAGGAGUCCAUCCCCUGAGAAAUAUUCAUCUAGGAUGGGCCCCAAAAGGCCUGAGGAUUUCAGUGCCUUCAUCAGAGUGGUGGGAAUACCCAGGCAGGAUAAACUCCAUAUGAAGGAAGUCGACAGCAAAAAGUUGAGCUUGAAUGGGAACGUUAAAUCCAGACGCUUGGAGGAAACCUCCUAUGCUCUUGAAACUGUGUCCAAGCAUAUACACAUUCCUACGAAGAUUGUUCUUCUAAGACCUCAUCGCGGAGCAGAAGAGAUCUCCUUGAGUGAUUUCUCUCGGCUAAGAUCAAGUGAAAGUUCGAGUGCAGGUUGUAUGAAAUCCAGAAAUUUCCCUGGCCCUUCUAGAUACUGGAAAGAUUCUUCCCAUGAAAUUGAACUCGUUGGACAAAGACCAAGAGUCUCCAGCGAAGAAGUGGAGGAAAUAGCUAGACAAGUGAAGUCUAGUAACAUGAUAUCUAUGUCCUUAUGUGCUCCCAAUUGGAAGAAGAGCCAAAAUAUUGAAUCUUCAGUUUCUUCUUCUAAUAGUUCAUAUAUUGCUCAGGAAGCUAAGAAGGAGAUGUCAGAAAGGUUUAUGAUGAUAAAGGAGUCCCAAGAACCUGGCUCCGGUUCUAGGCGGAAGACACUCGGUGAAAUGCUAUCCAUGCAGAGUCAACGAAUGGGACCUCGAAAUGUAAAUUGCAAUUCCCAUGAUUCGGGAACAGGGAUGAAGAAUGCCACACAUGAUAUUAACCGUUCUAAGAGACUCAAAGUUUCAAGGCAUUCAUUUGAGUACAAAUCAAGAGAUAGAGAUUCUACCUCCAAGGAGGUUCUCCAACCUGGGAAGGCAGCUUUUUGCUACACGAAAUCCCAUUCUCGUUUACUAGAUCCUGAGUGCAACUCCUCAAUUAGUGGGUUGGUGUUGAAGUUUGACAGCCUAAGAAAUGAAGCAGGGAGUCUUUCUGAAGGGAAAGAUGUGGCUACUUCGAGUGUAGAAGAAGAUAACAUUGCUAGCAGGUCUUUGGGAGCUCAUACAGCCACAUAUGAGACACCAGCGUGGAGCUUGGAAAUGAAAGAGUCUGUUUCUUCAUCUAAUUGUUCAGAAAAUCUAGCGAAAGAGGAAGAACCAGCUGAGUUUCCUGAAGAAGACGCUGUUUCCAUGCGCUCUUCCAUCGGACCUGAAUCUUUCAAGAGCUUCGAAGAGCCUUAUCAGCCUAGUCCAGAUUCAGUUCUCGAACCUCUUGAGGAGGGGAUCUCAUCUGAUCUGGGGCUUGAUCUCUCUGGAAUGCAAACUCUUCCUUUUAAGUUGGAGUCUUUAGAAGAAUGCCUAGAAAAACAUAGAAUGACUGUAUCAAGCGAUGAAGAAGAUGAUGAUGAGCGGUCUUCAAACAACUUUGAAGAGACAGCAGAUUUUAUGAGGUUCUUGAGAGCUGAAGAGAGCAGAGAUUUCUUGUAUCUUGUCAAUGUCCUGUCCGAGGCAGGCCUUAAUGGAGGAAACCUGAUGGAGAACCUCAUCAAAUGGCACUCCACAGCUACCCCUGUAGACCCAUCAAUCUUUGAGAUCCUGGAGAUAAAAUAUGGUGAGCAGAAGUCCUGGAAGAGGUCGGAGAGGAAGCUCUUAUUCGACCGUAUCAAUCUCGGGCUGAUUGAUAUUCUUCUUCAGUCCAUCAGCAUGCCCUCCUGGGCGAAGCCUGUUUCAGCCCGGAUUAGUUCCAGACCAGACGCUGAGAUUACUGAGGAAGCAUUGUGGACCCUGCUUCUCAGACAGGAAAAUGAAGCGAGAAAGGAGUCUGAGAAUGUGCUUGGAGAUGAUCUCGGGUGGUCGGACUUGGGAGAAUGUGUAGAUAUUGUCAGUAGAGAGAUACAGGAGUUAUUAAUUGAAGAACUUGCAGCGGAGUUUUUUUAGCUGGUAAGUCGGUGAGAUUCUUUUUAUUUUUUAUUUUCCUUUUCCCCUUUAUCCCAAAAAAUUUCCUCGGCUUCCGAUUGCAUUGUUCUAGAGAGUCAGUGUCAAUCUGGUGAGGUUUUGCUCCGAGAGUAUUGCACCUCGAUUAGAUUUUAGAGUAUUAAUUGUCGUAAUCGAUUGGGAUUGAAUCA